Messenger RNA from Anoplopoma fimbria (sablefish), 1623 nucleotides. RefSeq names its product zinc finger protein 821 (gene znf821). Bases 94 to 1599 code for a protein of 501 amino acids. NCBI's taxonomy places the organism in Eukaryota, Metazoa, Chordata, Actinopteri, Perciformes, Anoplopomatidae. Gene Ontology annotation, cellular component: nucleus. The record is from RefSeq and is a predicted model, not a curated record. The transcript is spliced from 6 exons.
CCUCUCAGUGCGGAAAACACCUGGACCGGUUUCAGAGUAACCGUGCGGGUUUAGGAGGAGAUUCCAGGUUUUUAACCGGGAGUGGGCAAUAAUAUGUCCAGGCGAAAACAGACCAACCCUUUCAAAGUUGACUGGCCAUUCCACACUUCAGGCAUCACAGGACUUCAGCACACUAUUAACAUGGAUGGCAGGGACGAAUUCACCGAAGACAAUGAAUGCUGCAGCAACAACUCCCAGGAAGUACAAGAGCAGGAUAGCAUCUCAGAAGACAGCGAUAGUGACCUCGACAACCACGGUGAAGACUCGUCCUCCAACACUUCUGCUGACGACCACAUGACCACCAAGAGAUCGCAGUGCCGCCUACAAGGAGCGGGAGUCAAAGAGGAGAGCGAGGAAGGGGCAGACCUCGGCAACAACUUUGUUUGUCCUCUCUGCACGCUGGAUUUCAGCAGCCCUGAGAAGCUAAUCUCCCAUGUCUACCAGCACACGACUAUGAUGAGCAAUAGCAAGAGCUAUGUGUGCCCAGUGUGUGGGCGAGCCCUGAGUUCGCCUGGCUCGCUUGGCCGGCAUCUUCUCAUCCACUCUGAGGACCGCCUCUCCAACUGUGCUGUCUGUGGCGCACGCUUCACAGACACCAACAACUUUAACAGGGAGAAGCUUAAAGAUGUCCUCGACACAUCCAGGAUGGACAUCUCCGAAGGAGGGGACAGCUGUUCCAUGUCCCUCUCCAGCAGCCCCAUGACCAGCCCGCCACACGGCUCUUGCUCCUGCCACGGACCAGGCCCCAGUUCAUGUCAGGGCCCUCACCCCUGUCAAGCAACUGACCCCAACCCAAACCUAUGUCAAGCCCACCGUACCUGCCAGGGACCAGGCCACAUCCAGAGCCAGUGUCAAGGCCUCAGACCAUGUCACGGCCCUGGAUCAUGUGCGGGCUCUGACCAGGGAUCCUCCUAUCCCUCACUGCCCGACAGCCUCCUCUCUGAAGGGCCAUCACUGGCAUCCAUCCCUGAUUCUCUUAACUCCUCUUCCUCAGGUUUUCCUCCCAUCCCCGACAUCCUGAGCCCGAUGCCGGUGUAUCCUGCCGGAGUGCUGCUGGUGUGCAACAGCUGCGUGGCCUAUCAGCAGUUAGUGGACGCCCAGUCGCCGCUGCGAAAAUGGGCUCUGCGUAGGAAGAACGAGCCCUUGGAGGCCCGCAUGCAGCGUCUGGAGCGCGAGCGCAACGCAAAAAAGUCCAAGCGGGCGUGUGAGUCGGAAGAUGAGAGGGAGCUGAGGAGGCUGCGGGACCGCGAGGCCAAGCGCAUGCAGAGGAUGCAGGAGUCGGAGGAGCAGCGGGCACGCAGGCUGCAGAGAGACAGGGAGGCCAUGCGUAUGAAGAGGGCCAACGAGACGCCAGAGAAGAGGCAGGCCAGGCUGAUCCGCGAGAGGGAGGCCAAGAGGAUCAAGCGACGGCUGGAGAAGAUCGACCCCGCUCUGAGGACACAGAUCGAGCACGAUCCCGCCGCCAUGGCUGCUCUCACCGCAGACAUGAGUCUCUUUCAGUUCCCCUGCCCGAUGCCUGUCCCUUCCAUUGAUAACGGUCUGUUCAUGAAGCUGCCCUAAUGGGACCAGGCCACUAUAGGGGGG